Diaporthe amygdali is the source of this 2736-nucleotide messenger RNA. RefSeq lists its product as uncharacterized. The transcript is spliced from 2 exons. Lineage: Eukaryota; Fungi; Ascomycota; Sordariomycetes; Diaporthales; Diaporthaceae. The record is from RefSeq and is a predicted model, not a curated record. Bases 1 to 2736 code for a protein of 911 amino acids.
AUGGUCGGAAGUACAGAUGUCGAAACCUUGCUGACUACAGGGCAUUGGACUACCCAAAGGGCUAAAACGCCCAGGUUGUCUAACCCGGUCCGAGCGAACCAGUCCUCCAAACUAGAGCCUCUGAACCAAAAAGGCCCAUGGACGCCCAGAACUCCCAGCUUCUUGGUCCGGCGAGGUCCCUUUCCUCCACCUCCCAGCGUUGAAGAUGAGGCUGCGUCGGUCGCCAAGGAAGAGGGCAGUCCAGUUGUCGGUGCAAGUGACGAGGAGCCAAAGUGCAGGGGUGAUAUCGAACAAAAUCCCAUCAUCCUUCCCGUCCCUGAAUUCAACUCGGAGCGGCGAUAUGUGCUCGUCACACCGUCUGAGACAGACGAUGGUUGUCUCUCCGAUACUCCGGCUGAAGAGAGGCCGGUCUCGACCCCGCGGACGGAGUAUCCAGCCAACACCAAGAUUCAACUCGACCGAAAGGCAGAUGAAGCGGGUCAGCCAGAAAUUCAGAGGCGCAGAUCAAGAGUCGACUUGCCCCGAUUAGAGACAGACGUUCCCCCUCCGCGUCCCAAGACACCGUCGCACUUGCAGAGAGCCCGGUCGGCAACCUGCGUCAAUCAGAAGCCCAAAGAAAAUCAGGACUAUUUCAGCCCCCACCCAGAAUCGGCACGGCCUGUCGUGGAUGCCUUUUUAUCGCCAGUCAUCCAGCACAGCACCAAGGGUCGUGAUAGGGCGUACUGGAAUUUCAACUCGGGUUCUGAAGGCACGAGUCCUCGAGCCUCAGCUAGCGGGCUGAAGCCUAAUUCAGCGGAUCGGAAGGGGCUCGAUGGUUACGCAAAAUCGCCUCUCUCGGCUACCAUGGCAGCCCAAAGGCGCACUCAUUCUGCUAUGGAUGUUCCGAGGGAAUCAAGGAGGAACGCAGAGCGGAACAGCUCUCACAAACCCGAGCUGUCUGGCCGCACGAGGAGGAGUGGCCCACCAUCCCCAACGCUGGACCAGCGUCAAUUGCCGCCGAGAUCGACCCGCAGAGAGCUUUCUCCGACGAGGUCCCAUUCGCAGCAGCAGCCAAAGUUGAAUCGGCGAAAAUCAAGUUACAACAACCGCCCGUCUAUGUCUCGGGAUGAUGGCCAUGGGCUUUCAAGUGACGAAGAUCGAGAUAAUAGGAGGUCUCGCACGCACCACGACCGCAGAAAGUCAAUGGUCAUCCAGGGUGAUCGUCCGAAUUUGCUGAGUCCUGGACCAGGUCCAGUCUCCAAGUCGAAGUCGCGACCUCCUUCGCCUUUGCCAUCACCCAAAUCGUCUCAAGCAUACCUGCCCGACUACGACUACCAGGACAAUCCUCGGACCUCAACUGCGUCGUUCAGCACUACUAGAACCAAAUCGAGAAAUGAAACUGAGAGGCCCGUUUCGCCGAUGUCCUCGGGAGAUUCUUCACCUCGAACUCGUUCGCGACUGACAGUCGGUAACUCUGGUAAUCGGCCCAGAGCCUCCUCCCGGACUCCAAGUGUCAGGUCCAAUGCGAGUGUCAGCAAGUCAGGAAAUACGUUGACGUCCGUCCCCGUCGCCAUACCAGUAGCAAUGAUGAUGGAUGACCGGAAAAGACAAACAAUGCCGCCAUCCCCAGCUUACUCACGUCAGGGCUCCUUGGACGCAAUCCAUGACCCGAAAGAUUACUGGCAGCCGGAGCCAUUUGUCCCUGAUCAAAGCCACAUAACUCCUCGACAUAGCGCGAGCAACGUAGAUCAAACCCCAUCCGUUGUGUCGUACCGUCGCUUCUCCGAGGACGUCAACGCAGGCGCCAACCCCGGCCUGCCGGACUGCCCGAUGAAAAGACCGCGUGCCGGAUAUACAAACUGGCUCACGCUGCCAAGAUGCGACAAUUUCACCAUCUGCCUCUCCUGCUAUGAGCAGGUCUUUUAUCCCACUGAAUUCCGCGACUUGUUCGUGCAGGCACCGUACCGCUACAGGGAGAGGGAGGUUUCGUGCGAUCUAGGGACGUCACCGUGGUACCGGAUCGCUUGGCUGAUGACACGCAAAUACCGGCGGACCGACCUGCGACUCAUCCGGGGCGUUGCGGAUGUUCUGUCGAAGGAGAAGGUCCCAUGCUACGGAAACACGAAAGUCACGCGGAUGUGGUACUCCAUCACCGACCCAGACACAAGACACUGCAUCCAGGACUUCCGAGUUUGCAGCCCCUGUGCGAAGGCGGUCGAGAUGCUGUUUCCGAGUCUGAUCGGCGUGUUCGUCCCUAAGGACCGGCAGGCAGAGCCCAAACCCGGCAGGUGCAGCCUGCACUUCACGCCGAACCGCAAUCGCUUCCUGACCUACUUUGACGUCUUCGAAAAGUGCCACGAUGACGCGAUAGCCACCAAGUCAGCCCCGAGUAUCCAGCGCCUUGCCGACAACAUCAACUUCUGGGCCGAGGUGAAGGAAUGCCCCCGCGACGAGCCACACCGUAAUACCAGGUGGUACAGCAUGGCCUCGGUCCCGGAGAUGACGGUCUGCGACGAGUGCUUCCUGGACGUUGUGUACCCAGAGCUGCUAGCAGACGUCAAGGCCCAUACAGUCGCGGGCUCGGAGCGCCGGUCGGUCGCCCGGGACUUCUAUCAGAAGCCGCUGCUCAUAGAGGCGACCACGGUGUGCCAGAUGGCGAGCCCCAAGAUGAGGGAGACUUUCCGGCGGGCUUGCAGGAGGGAUGAUGGUAUUGAGUUUUUGGAUGACCAGAUCAGGAGGAGGUUGAACGUUUAUUAA